AUGCGGCGCGGCGGCGCUCUGCUCUCCCUCGUCUCAGGCAGGCAGGCAGGAGACCACCACCACCGGCACCGUCAAGAGGACCGCCGCCACCCUCGGCGGUGCCGUCGACCCCGCGCCGCCAGUCAAACGCCGGCGUCCCCGCUGCUGCCGUCGUCCGUGAAAGCCGCUGCCUCCUCGCGGUUGGCGACAUCGUCUCCGUCUCCCUCCGCUUCCGCUGGGAAAACAACAGCAGCCCCGAGGGCGACGGCGCGGCCGCUCUGGGGCACGUCGUCGUCGUCGUCCGUGAAAGCCCCCUGGCUAGCGCGGUCUCCCACCCGCUUCGCUGGAAAAAGCGCCCCGCGGCUGGCCAGCGCCAUCCGCACGCCGGGGGCGACGUCGUCGUCAUCGUCCGUGAAAGCUGCCUCGUCGGCGUGUCGCUCCGCCGGGAAAACUGCCACGCCGCCGGUCAGGGGUAGUCGUCGUCCCUCCAAGAUCCAGGAAGCAAAGUCGAGGAGACUAAGGGACGGCAGGAAUUCAUCAGAAAUCAGAAAGAAGGAACUUACUGAAGGAAGAGACGCAGCAGCAACUGUUGCAGCUAGGGUACUGCAAGAGGCAUCAAUCUUCGAUUCACUUCUCAGGAAUGAAAGCGAAUUCUCUGAAAUCUGCAAUUCGGCAAAGGUCUCCGAUCCACUCCCAAUAGUUGAUGCUUUCCUCAGUGUCUACGAAGAUACUAUCCAGUGGAAUAACAUCACCGAGUCUGUGGCAUCUGUGGAGAUAUCAUCAGCUAAGUACUGGGUCGGUGGUGUUCCUCAUCUUGUCCACGAGCUGAGCUUGCCAAAUGCACCAAAGACAAAGAGCACGGCGAAGGAGAGGACAGCUGAGCUUGCCAAGAACUUGUGUGGGCAGAUGCAAACAUGGUUCCUGGAUUUUGUGGAGGAGGCACUGGAUGUAGAGAACAAGUGGAAGCACAGCAGCGACACAUCGACGCUUCUCUCACAGUUCGAGAAGAUCAGCGACUGGUUGGAGCAGAUACAUAUCAGAUCAUGGAGGAGAAGGAGGAGGAGUGGACCAAGGAGAUGAUCAAGCGCUUGAAGCACAGGAUCAGUCACAACUUAAGACGAUUAAAAGAGUGGGGUCCUGUGCCUCCGAGAACUCAGUCUCGUCGGUCUCAUCAGUGAGAUCACCAUAGACUGUUUUGCAGUUGCAGUAGAUUGCAUAGAUGAUCGAUGUGCUAGUUUGUUUUUUGUUCGUCUCUAGAAUUCAAGAAACCUUGCAUGUUCGUCAAUAGGCAAGUAGGCAGUGCAUGGAACUCCUGCUGUAGCAGUGUACUCCACCAUGGAAACUGUGCUCAUAUAUUGCUGU
Messenger RNA from Sorghum bicolor (sorghum), 1341 nucleotides. RefSeq names its product collagen alpha-1(XXVII) chain. The record is from RefSeq and is a predicted model, not a curated record. Bases 1 to 1059 code for a protein of 352 amino acids. NCBI's taxonomy places the organism in Eukaryota, Viridiplantae, Streptophyta, Magnoliopsida, Poales, Poaceae. The transcript is spliced from 5 exons.